GUUUCAUGUGGAGAGAGAGUGGAGUGGAGUAGAACACUUGAAGUACUUCGUGUUAUGUUAUUAAAAUAUAUAAUGACCACAUGGAAUGACGAGAUAGGACUCCCAUAUUUCACAAGGAAUCCAAAGUUCUUUUUCACCAAAUACUCCAGAUAUCCUGUCAUUGUGCAAGUGCUCCCCCGAGGCAAGAAGUCAUCUUCACGUGGAGUAUGAAUUUGUCAAGCAACUUGAUAUUUGCUGACUGUUGAACAAAAGUCAAAUCUUACCAUUGAAAAGGACACGCCCCGUGUGACUACCUUCUCCUCAUUAUCGUUCUUCUCUCUUCUGUCAUAAUGUCGGAUAAUGUUGCUCAUGCUCUCUCUGGUGCCGGUGGUGGUAUCGUCUCCAUGGUCUUGACCUAUCCUUUGGUCUCGAUUUCUACUCGUCUUCAAGUCCAAAAGAAGUCCAACUCUGAGGACGCUUACAAGAACACUUUGGAUGCCUUCGUCAAGAUCAUGGCCAGAGAAGGUCCCAAGGGAUUGUACUCCGGUUUGAGCUCUGGUGUAGUUGGUAUUGCUAUUACCAAUGGUGUUUACUAUUACUGCUAUGAGGCUGUCAAGGCUGCCUUCGAGAAAGCCAAGGGCAAGGGUACUCCCUUGACUACUGCCCAAUCUAUGGCUGCUGGUGCUCUUGCCGGUGCUGCUGUCGUGCUCGCCACCAACCCCAUCUGGACCAUUAACACUCGCUUGACUACCAGAAAGGGAGAUCGCAACGGAAAGUCUGCCGAUGGUUUCUUCAAGACUGCACUUAAGAUGUUGAACGAAGAAGGUCCUCAAAGCUUCUAUGCUGGUGUUCGUGCUGCUUUGGUUUUGGUCAUGAACCCCAUUAUCCAGUACACCGUUUUUGAGCAGGUCAAGAACUUUAUCUCCAAGAAGAGACAACUUGGAAACUUUGAUUUCUUCCUUCUCGGUGCCGUCUCCAAGUUGGCUGCCACUAGCAUCACCUAUCCUUACAUCGUUGUCAAGUCUCGCAUGCAGGUCAAGAGCAAGGAUGAGGAAGGUUACAAUUCGAUCUUGGAUGGCUUCAGAAGCAUUAUUGCCCAUGAAGGUAUUGGCGGUUUGUACAAGGGCAUUAGCUCCAAGAUUGUGCAAUCUGUCUUGACUGCUGCUUUCUUGUUCAUGGCAAAGGAAGCCCUGUUCGAUUGGGCCGUCUGGGCCCUUGUCUUGGCAGGAGCCCGCCCCGCUAAGAACACCAUCUCCAAGGCUUAAAUAGAUCAUUUACUCCAACCACCUUUAGAACGAUGCUGCUUCUUCUAUUCCCCCAAUGUAUCAAUAUGGAACCUAGUUAUAAAAAAAAAUAAAGCAACCGUACUUUUCCACCAACACA
This is a messenger RNA of Umbelopsis ramanniana AG, 1362 nucleotides long. RefSeq lists its product as uncharacterized. The transcript is spliced from 7 exons. Gene Ontology annotation, biological process: transmembrane transport. NCBI's taxonomy places the organism in Eukaryota, Fungi, Mucoromycota, Umbelopsidomycetes, Umbelopsidales, Umbelopsidaceae. The coding region runs from base 330 to 1244 and encodes 304 amino acids. The record is from RefSeq and is a predicted model, not a curated record. Gene Ontology annotation, molecular function: AMP transmembrane transporter activity; coenzyme A transmembrane transporter activity; ATP transmembrane transporter activity. Gene Ontology annotation, cellular component: peroxisomal membrane.